AUGAAUAUUGCCAGUGUGAAUAUGCUGUCCUUGCUAUCUUGUGUUUCGUUGGCUUCGGCUGUCGUUGCCGGUGCCGUUCCAGGACAUUACAAUCCUGUCGGAGAUCUCUUGAGAGAGAGAGGAACAUUCGGUCCCAUAUCAACCAACUCAGCAGAUGGGAUUGCUGGCGGGCAAGUUGCCUGUGACGCCGCUCCAGUCGGCUCUUUCUUCGCUGGGCUCAAGCCACCAUUCCCUACAAACUCUUGGUGGGCUCCCUACGCAGCUCCGCCCGGAAAUGCGACCGCAGCAGGUCCGUUCCCGUAUGAGUCGUCGCUGGACGGCAGCGGAGUUCUCUUUGGCAUCAGCACCAGCCGCCAGUUUGACGGUACCUCUGUGAAGCAGCCUACACAAGUUGACUGGCACGCGUCUUUUGCUGAGCACAAUGGCGCUUUUGCGAACCACAAGGCUACCAGCUUUGACACGCAGACCGUCACGGUGCAAUACUUUCAGAAUGGCGCGUCCAUGGAUACCUAUCUCGUUCCUGGUUCGCCAUACAUGGCUUUCAAAUAUACUGCGGCGACUCCCCUCCUCACGAGCGGCAAUGGCGGCAUCAAGGCUCUAAACGGGAAAACCCUUGCCGUGGGCGAUUCUACAACUGCUACUGGAACGACUUUUACAGUCACCGACACCAAGGGCACCGUGUAUCUCAUAUAUGCGCUAUCCUCCAUCACCCUCACUGCCAAGUCUGACUCGUUCAGCUCGGGCACAAUCAGAGCCAGCGGCAAGUUUGACGGCGUUCUUCGUCUGGUGAUGCUCGCCAACCAGAGCCACAAGACGCUCCUUGACCAGCACUACAAGACUUACCCUACCGCUGCCAGCCUCGACUAUUCCUUCGGCAAUGUAGAUGGCACUGUUAUCUUCAACUGGGACACGCAAGGCGACGGUGCGCAGCUGCUGAUGCUCACAUGGCCGCACCAUCGCUUGACGAUGCAGAAUCCCAGCUUUCCGCCUACCAGCGCCUUGGGCUACCUCACCACCAAAGGCUGGAUGUAUCCGGCCAUUGGCAAUCUUUGGCGUAUGAAAUACGCUCUCUCGGACAUCACAUGGAACGCGCCCCGUCCUCUCGACAACUCUUGCGCCGAUGGCGUCAGAAACGGUCUCGAAUACGAAGUCAGUCAGCUCAACGUCUCUAACGCCCCCGUCCCUGGCGACUUUUACUACUGGGGCAACACCAUGGCCGCGCAGGCGCGCCUGGCUCUUAUCGCCGAUGAAAUGGGCCGUCACGAUCUCGUUGACAAGGUUGUCAGCUAUCUCAAGGCAUCUUUUGAGCACUGGUUCCAGUCGUCCUCCUCGACACUGCCCGCGUACGAGACAGGCUGGGGCGGCAUCAUCAACAAGGCCGGGUACAACAACGCCUAUGUAGAUUUCGGCAACGGUUACUACAACGACCACCACUUCCACUACGGCUACUUCCUCAACGUCGCUGCCGUCAUUGCCAAGUACAACAACGCCUGGUUGAACCAGCACCGCGACUACAUCAACCUCUUUGCACGCGACAUCAUCAACCCUUCUCCUCAAGAUCCGUACUUCCCGGUCACGCGCUGCCGCGACUGGUUCGCCGGUCACUCAUGGGCCUCGGGCAUCGCCAACGGCGCUGGCAGCCGCGACCAGGAAUCUUCCGGCGAAGCGAUCAACGGCUACUACGGCGCGCUAUUGUGGGCAUCAGUUGCCCUGUCGCAGGACUAUGUCAACUACGCCAAGCUGCUGCUGGCGUCCGAGCAGCUCGCCGCGGGCGUGUACUGGCACCUCGACCCGCAGGCCGGCCGCGACGACCGCGACAACCCGUACCCGGAGCCAGAGAUGCGUAAGCUCGUGUCGAUGGGCAAUGUCAUGGAUUACCAGUCAGGCGCCUGGCUCUUCUGGGGCAGUCAAAAGGUGGAAAUUGCGGCGAUUCAGAUUCUGCCACUCACACCGACCAACGAGGUCCUUUACGACUCCAAAUGGGUCCAAAAUGUUUGGAACUACACCAUGCCCGAGCUUGUCGACCCGUCUAUCGGCGAUGAAUGGAAAUGCGUCAUCAUUGCUGCGUAUGCCAACAAAGAUCCCCAGACGGCCGCAGAAUGGAGCUCCAAACUGACCACAUGGGGAUCCGGCAACACUUACACUAACGAGCUAUACUUUAUCGGCACGCGUCCCAACGCCUCUGGGCGCCCCAUCUGCGGCGCCCUCCCGCAGAACCCCUACGGAACCUUCAAGAUGCAAUCCGCCAGCUCGUCCAAGUACGUCGGCGCCUCGUCCUCUAGCCCGGACCUCGUCGCCUCCGGCACCGACGCCGGCGGCGCGUCCACCUUUACGAGCGCCUACCUCCCAAACGCGGGCACCCUGCAGCUCGUCAGCUCCAAUCAGUAUGUGACGGCGGACCAGUCAGGCAACAGCACGCUGGCGGCGGCGCGCGCGACAGCCUCGGCGUGGGAGCGCUUCGUGGUGAGGCAAAAGGUCAAUGCCGCUACGGGUGUAUACACCAUUAAGGCGGCAAGCAACGGCAAGUACGUGACGCUCGCGGGCGAUGGGUCUUUAGUGAAUAGCGCGGCGGCGGAGAGCGCGGGCGAAGGCUUCCGCUUCAUCAAGGCGUGA
Akanthomyces muscarius is the source of this 2613-nucleotide messenger RNA. RefSeq lists its product as uncharacterized. The coding region runs from base 1 to 2613 and encodes 870 amino acids. The record is from RefSeq and is a predicted model, not a curated record. Gene Ontology annotation, molecular function: endo-1,3(4)-beta-glucanase activity. Lineage: Eukaryota; Fungi; Ascomycota; Sordariomycetes; Hypocreales; Cordycipitaceae. The transcript is spliced from 9 exons.